Molecule: messenger RNA, 2175 nt
Organism: Acanthisitta chloris (rifleman)
Lineage: Eukaryota; Metazoa; Chordata; Aves; Passeriformes; Acanthisittidae
Gene: EEF2K
Product: eukaryotic elongation factor-2 kinase
Exons: 17
Coding region: 1-2175 (724 amino acids)
Biological process (GO): protein phosphorylation
Molecular function (GO): calcium ion binding; ATP binding; calmodulin binding
Source: RefSeq, a predicted model, not a curated record
AUGGCAGACGAGGACCUUAUUUUUCGUAUGGAAGGCAUUGAUAAUGCUGGAUCGACUGCAGCCAGCUCUGGGAAUUACCUGGAUGCAGAUAGUGAUGAUGAAGACCAUUAUUUUAUCUGUCCAAUAACUGAUGAUCCAGUGUCUAACAAGUCUGCCAAUAUCAAAGUAGACAAUUAUUAUAGCAACUUAGCAAAAAGUGAGCAGUACAGUUCAAGCUCUUCUCCUAGAAGCUUUAGCUUUAAGGAAACAUGGAAACAUGCUAUUGAGAAAGCUAAACACAUGCCUGAUCCGUGGGCAGAAUUUCACCUGGAGGACGUUGAGACAGAACACGCCACUCGUUACAGGUACAAUGCAGUUACUGGGGACUGGGUUGAAGACGAAGUCCUCAUCAAGAUGGCUUCACAACCUUUUGGCCGUGGAGCAAUGCGAGAGUGUUUCAGAACGAAAAAACUGUCCAACUUCUUACACACACAGAACUGGAAAGGUGCCUAUAACUAUGUUGCUAAGCUGUACAUAGAGAGUGUGAGCAGGGAGGUGUAUUUUGAGGAUGUUCGACUGCAGAUGGAAGCAAAACUCUGGGGAGAAGAGUACAAUCGGCAUAAGCCACCAAAGCAGGUGGAUAUAGUACAGACCUGUAUUAUUGAAAUGAAGAACAGACCUGGAAAGCCUCUCUUCCAUCUGGAACAUUACAUUGAGGGCAAAUACAUCAAAUACAACUCAAAUUCUGGAUUUGUGCGAGAUGAUGACAUUCGUCUUACCCCUCAAACCUUUAGUCACUUCACCUUUGAGCGCUCAGGACACCAGCUCAUCAUUGUUGAUAUCCAGGGAGUUGGAGAUCUUUACACAGACCCUCAGAUCCAUACAGAGAAUGGCACAGAUUUUGGAGAUGGCAAUCUAGGUGUUCGAGGUAUGGCCUUGUUCUUCCACUCUCAUUUCUGCAACAAGAUCUGCAAAAGCAUGGGCCUUGCACCAUUUGAUCUUUCACCCAAAGAGAAAGAUGCCUUGGAUUAUAAUAAAAAAUUGCUUGAAUCUGCUCAAACAAUUCUCCGUGGCACAGAGGAGAAAUGUGGCAGCAGCCGGGUGAGAACGCUGUCUGGCAGUCGGCCGCCCCUGCUCUUCCGCCUGUCUGAGAACUCUGGGGAUGAAAGCAUGAGUGAUGUGGCCUUUGACUCCCUCCCCUGCUCUCCUUCCUCAGCAACCCCUCACAGCCACAAGGUGGACAUGCUUAAUUGGCCUGUGUUCAGUGAAGUAGAUAACUUGGUUCACAGAGACUAUGACCAGCUUGACAACCAAAGGGAUUUUGAAAAUGGUGGAGACAGUGGAUAUCCCAGUGAGAAGAGAAGUGAGAUGGAAGAUCUGGAUCACAGAGAGAGGGGCCAUUCAAACAACAACCGGAGACACGAGUCUGAUGAAGACAGUUUGGGAAGCUCUGCAAGGAUCAGUGUGGAGAAAUGGAUUCUCUACAACCCUUCCAGAGUCCAUAUCCACAGACCAUCCUGUGUUGCCCAAGAAAUUCAGAGGCUCAAUGCACUAGAAAUUGAAAAGAAAAUUGGGAAGUCAGUCCUUGGAAAGGUUCACUUGGCCCUGGUUCGCUAUCACGAGGGUGGACGUUUCUGCGAGAAGGACCAGGAGUGGGAUCGGGAGUCAGCCCUGUUUCACCUGGAGCGUGCUGCAGACUGUGGGGAGCUGGAGGCCAUUGCUGGCUUAGGACUCAUGUGCUCUCAGCUGCCACAUCACAUUCUGUCUGAGGUCACUCUGCAGGACACAAAGGAAAACAGAAACAAAGGAUUCAAUUACUUGCUGAGGGCAGCAGAAGCUGGAGACAGGCCUUCCAUGAUCCUGGUAGCAAGAGCAUAUGAUACAGGUCUAAACCUUGGUGCAGACAGAGCCCAGAACUGGAAGGAGGCACUGCACUGGUACAACGCUGCGCUGAACAUGACUGACUACGACGAGGGAGGCGAAUACGAUGGCACUCAGGAUGAGCCCCGGUACCUGCUGCUGGCCAGGGAAGCAGAGAUGUUAAUGACAGGAGGGUUCCACUUGGAUAAGGAUCCACAGAGAUCGGGUGAGCUGUACACAGAGGCAGCAGAGGCAGCGAUGGAAGCCAUGAAGGGCAGACUGGCAAAUCAGUACUACCAAAAAGCAGAAGAGGCUUGGGCAGUGAUGGAAGAAUGA